This is a messenger RNA of Phanerochaete carnosa HHB-10118-sp, 848 nucleotides long. RefSeq lists its product as uncharacterized. The coding region runs from base 114 to 848 and encodes 244 amino acids. The transcript has 3 exons. NCBI's taxonomy places the organism in Eukaryota, Fungi, Basidiomycota, Agaricomycetes, Polyporales, Phanerochaetaceae. The record is from RefSeq and is a predicted model, not a curated record.
UGCUCCACAUAUAAAUAUGGAGGUUAGUACUACCACUACCUUAACUCGCUCACUGUCCACUAUCUUGAUCUUCAAACAGUACAGACAACGCAACAAAUCAUUGCAGACUGGUCAUGUCCUCCACUGCAUCCGCGACACACAGCGAUCACAGUCACGGAAGCCACAGUCGCGAACGCCCUGAUCAUACCCACGGUCAUGACUAUGCAGGAGAGAACAAGAAACACUUCGACACGAAGGCGGAGGAGGUCGACGCUAUCCCCGAGUUCCGUACGCUAGGGCGCGACGUCGGCGCUUCUCUGCUGCGCACGUAUCCUGCACUCUUCGACCCUACGGCGACGGAGCUACUGGACUUUGCUUGUGGGACUGGGCUCGUGUCAUUCGAGAUCGCUCCGCAUGUGAAGUCUCUCUUGGGUGUCGACAUCAGCAGCGGCAUGGUCGACCGCUUCAGCGCGCGCGCCGCUGGGCUCGGCAUCGCACCCACCAAAACACACGCCAUCGCCACAGAACUGACUGGCUCGGGGGGCGAGCUCGGCGGCGCAAAGUUCGACGUCGUCCUCGUACGUCUUAUCCCUGGCGCCGCCACCCGCCUUGUGCGCCGAUACUUGGCACCAUUAGUCCUUGCUCAACUGCGUAAGCCCUCUCCCCAUGUCUGUCUGCUCUACUGUAUCUCUUGUCUCUCGCGUCGCUCGGCGGUGCUUGUAUACCGUGUCCUAUCUGCCCAACCCCCGCUCCACUCUGCAUUGUACUCGCCCUCAUUCGGACCAUUAUACCUGUCUUGCCGUCGAGACUCUAGAUUUCAUCUUGGCUUGGAAGAUACCCUUGGAGCGCUCACGGACGCUACACUAUAA